AUGGCGCACCAGAACGCAAUAACAGUGGCGCACCCCAGGAGCCUAGCUGAUUCCAUCUCGCAAAAUUGCACCGCGGACACCCCAGACCCCCAACUCCUACCUUUUUCUCAUUCAUUUUCAACAACCGCGAGCCCCUGGGCCCGAGGCUCCACCGUCGUCCACCCUCUGCCUCUCCCGUCGCCAUCCUCCUACCGCAUCCCCAACGACCUUCGCUGCCGCCAGCGGGAGCACGGGCCGCCGCCAGCAGGAGCAAGGGGCGCCGCCGCCAAGCAGAAGCAAGCGCCUCCUCCAGAUCUCCCGUCGGCCGAGCCCAAGGUCCAUGCUCCUCCGUCGGCCACUUUCGUCGUCCCACAGGCCGCCUUCCGCCUCUCCCUUCGGUCGCCGUCCUCCCGCGUCCCCAGCCACCCGCGCCGCCUCCGACCAGAAGCAACGGCCGCGCCGCCGUCGAGUAGCAGCAACGGUCGCGCCGCCUCCCUCCCGAUCUCGCGGCGGCCGCAGUCUUGUUCUCCCGCCGAGCAGCAGCAACAGGCGCACCACCGCCCGCCGGCACGUCUCGCACCGGCUACCACCUCGCGCCACCGGAGCUCCACCGCCCGCCGCCAGAGCUCCACCACACCCUGCCGUGUUGUUCCAUAG
Lolium perenne is the source of this 636-nucleotide messenger RNA. NCBI's taxonomy places the organism in Eukaryota, Viridiplantae, Streptophyta, Magnoliopsida, Poales, Poaceae. The record is from RefSeq and is a predicted model, not a curated record.